Molecule: messenger RNA, 2571 nt
Organism: Metarhizium acridum CQMa 102
Lineage: Eukaryota; Fungi; Ascomycota; Sordariomycetes; Hypocreales; Clavicipitaceae
Product: suppressor of glycerol defect
Biological process (GO): ribosomal small subunit biogenesis
Cellular component (GO): nucleolus
Molecular function (GO): RNA binding; protein binding
Source: RefSeq, a predicted model, not a curated record
AUGCCAGCAGGCUCAAUUACAGACCUCCAACAGAAACUGUUCAAGCGCAUAGGCGUCGACUUACACACACAGAAACAAUCUGGAGGAGCGGCAAUCCAUCGACAUUAUGGCUCACCUCACUCCCUCACACGCAAGGAAAAUCGCAGACUUCAAAGGACGCAGAGGAAAUCUCAGAGGCACUCUAACCAUCCCUCGAGGCCCAUGAUGAAAAGAAAAGAGGGUAAUUCUGCAUCUUGUCACAGGAAAACCUUGUCUCCAGUACCUCGCAUUUUGGCAUCCCAGUUCUCAGACGUGGACCAGGUCGAUGAUAUGCUAUCAGAUGCUGGCAAGGGUAGCGAUUUGGAAUACAGCACUGAAGAAGUGGAGAACUGGGAGGACUCGUCCGGUGAAAUUUCAGCAGAUACAACUCCCAAUACGACAAAACGACGAGGCUUAUCAAAGAUACACCUGGAGAAGUUAGCCCAAGAUGAUGCUGAAAUUGAAGAUUUCGAGAGGAAGCUUGGUAUCAAAAAGGGUCGUCGAUCUCUACCGCAAGCAUUCAAGGAAGAUGGCUUGGAGGAACUAAUUGGCGAGCCGGGCGAGGAUAUUGCCAGCAGUGAAGAUGAUAUGAAGAAACGAAAAUCUGUCUACGAUGACUGGUUGUCUUCAAAGAGGAGAAAGACGGUGUCCAGACCUGUUUCACAACCCCUUUCAGACUCUCUUUCUAGGGUGAGGUCUGCUCCGACUCGGGAUAUGACUGAAAGCGUUUCACCGGGUUCAUCUGUUAUAGACGAGGACGACACCACCGGUGGACAUGAUUCCGACCAAAGAGCAUUUGAAAAUUACAAACAACCGCAAAGAGAGAAUCCUUACAUCGCACCUACCGGAGGGUCAGUGACUGCAAAGUAUGUUCCAUUGUCACGACGCUAUGAAAGUACAGAAUCAGAGAAGCUUGCCCAGCCUCGGCUACAACGACAAGUUCGUGGCCUGAUCAAUCGGUUGACGGACACCAACCUUAUAUCGAUUGUGCAGUCUGUCGAAGAGUUAUACCAAUCAAAUGCCCGCGCGGAAGUCACCGAUAUUCUCACUGAUGCUAUUUUGGCACAAUUGCGCAAACAAGAGAGUCUGUCUGACCAAUUCUUCGUCUUGAUCGGCGGAUUUUCCGCCGCAGUUUACAAAAUUACGGGUUCCAGCUUUGGAUCACAUCUCGUGCGAAAUAUAGUGAAGGAGUUUGGUGAAUACUAUGGUCAAGCCGCAGACCAUGAUAGCAGUCAGCAAGCGUUAAAAAAGGAACCCUCCAAUUUCCUGACUUUUCUUACGCAGCUGUACGUCUUUGAAGUCGUCAGUUGCAAAAUUGUAUUCGACUAUAUGGAAAAACUGUUAGACAACCUCUCCGAGCUGAACGUUGAACUGCUACUCAGGGUCUGUCGAAUGGCUGGAAAGCUAUUACGAAGAGAUGAUCCUCAAGCGCUUAAGCAUGUUUCAAACGUUUUAAGCUCUUCUGUUAACAGCGUUGGAUAUACGAAUAUCUCAGUACGCACAAAGUUCAUGAUUGAAACAAUCCAGGGCCUGAAGAAUAACAAGCCGAGUGCUAAAGGAACAGACUCUACCAUCGUGUCCGAGCACGUUCUUCGGAUGAAAAAGCGCCUCGGUGAGCUCAAGUCACAGUCAAGACGGCUGGAUGGUCUAGCACCAAUGGGUAUUGGCCUUAAAGAUACUGAAAGCGUGGACAAGCAUGGGAAAUGGUGGCUAGUUGGUGCCAGUGUUCCGACCUACCGUGAUGCGGAAGAAAGAGCGAGAAUGAUCUCCAAGACAGUGAGCCGUGACCUUGAAGAUGCAGCGGACGAUGAGGACAUGGAUUUUGUUCUGCCAGAUUAUCCAAGCAAGGCGAAGGCGCAAGGUCUCCAUACGGGUACCCAGAUUGCCAUAUUUACGGCCAUUAUGUCGGGGCUUAACUACGAACAUGGUCAUCGCCAAUUUGUGGGUUUGAAAUUGAAAAAGGAUGAUCAGCUUGAAAUAACUAGAGUUUUGGUCCAAUGUGUCGGAAGCGAACCAGAUUACAAUGAAUAUUAUGCCUUGGUGGGGGGACAAGCUUGCUUGAACAGCCGGAUCAGAUUCGCAUUUCAAGAUCGUCUUUGGAAAAUAUUUCGAAGCUUGGGCGAAUCCCUGUUCGGCGAAGGUUCAGAGGAAGCUGAGGAGACUACGGAAGGGGAAAGACUCAAAAACGAACGCCGGCUGGGCAAUAUUGCUCAAUUUUACGCAUCACUUGUGGCUAACGGUGCCCUCAGCAUCAGCAUCCUCAAACCCAUUGACCUCCCAGAACUGAAUGUAUGGGCCUCGUUAUUUGUGGAGUUGUUUCUUCUAAGUCUCUUACGGCAAUGCAGAGGGAAAGAGACCAAUGAAGAUCUGAAGGUGAAACGUAUCUUCGGCCCUGCCAGCGAGCUACCUGCUCUGGCAGCCAAUCUGCACUGGUUUUUGAGGAAAAAAGUCCGCAAGUCCAAGCAUAUAGAGAACAAGCAGACCAAGGCGAUGCAACGGGUGAGACAAAAGGCACAAGCCGCUAUCCAAGGAUCAGACGGGGAUAGGCAAUAG